AUGGGGUCCCAGCCCUUCAGCGGGGACGGAGCUAGGCUGGCAGCCAAAGACAUCCAGAGAUGCAGGAGGAGAGCUCCGCCUUCAAAACUCAAGCUGAAAGGGAACCUCAAGAGAUUAGGACGCACAGCAGGCGCUGAGGAGCAGCGCCACCCUCAGGAAAAGGCCCGGCGGGCCUCCGCGGCGCACACCCCACCGGUUGCUCGCCCACGGUCCCACCCGCUUCUUCCUCUCCUUAAACGCGAAGCCAGUCUGGACCGGGAGCCCCGGCGUCCCCGGAGAACCGGGGCCUGUGCGCCGCGCCCUGAGCCCCCAGAUCGGCUGGGCCGCCCAGACCCCCACAGUACUUCCCCGCUACGGCUGCCCAAACCCACAAAAUACUCCCCCGCUACUCCCCAACCCCGAAACCCCCGCUUCCGCCGACCAACGCGCGGGCGCCCGCAGGCCGCAAAGCCUGCAGCCCAGACACGGCCCCCGCUGCCCCGAGCCUAG
Molecule: messenger RNA, 489 nt
Organism: Manis pentadactyla (Chinese pangolin)
Lineage: Eukaryota; Metazoa; Chordata; Mammalia; Pholidota; Manidae
Product: apidaecins type 73-like
Exons: 1
Coding region: 1-489 (162 amino acids)
Source: RefSeq, a predicted model, not a curated record